Rattus norvegicus (Norway rat) is the source of this 2907-nucleotide messenger RNA. Lineage: Eukaryota; Metazoa; Chordata; Mammalia; Rodentia; Muridae. The record is from RefSeq and is a predicted model, not a curated record.
CCUCAUUGAGAAUGGUUUUCAGUUGGCCUGUGUGGGCAAAAUGCAAAUCCCGCUCCGUGUGUGUGGUCUCUGUCUCUAUUAGUCCAGUCACAUUUCCCACCUCCAGAUUCGUCUCUUUGGGCAGAUUUUCUGUGUCCUGCGGUCUGGAAGCUGCUAUGAAGGUGUAGUUAUAUCUGCAGGCGGAAAGUCCCAUGGGUGACGAUAUAGUAACUUGGGUGUUGCUUCUUAUUCCGUACUGUGAAUGUUCCCUUUGUCUGAGAUGGUGUCACAUAGGCCAGGCUGGCCUCAACCUUCAUAUGCAGACUUGAUCCUUCUACCUCUGCCUCCCAAGUGAGGAGUAAGCUGCCAUCCUAGCUGUACGUCCACUCUUUGUUAGCAUUUCCAUUGAAGUCUGACAUAUUCUAGGUGGCAGCUUUCUCAGCAUAUGCCUGCAUACCUCCGGUGCUGAAGGCAGCUACCUCAGUGUUAGCCCGUACAAACAAGACAUAGCAGAUAUCCCUUCAGUGUAUGUCAUUGAGCCUAAUGGCGUGGGGGUGAGAACCGCCUCGCAUAAAGGGGAAACUCAAACAGUUGGUCCCCAGCAGCUGUUUAAGGAUGCUUUUGUACCUCAGCUGGUGGCACCUCCAGCAGAGAGGGUGACUCACUAUGACUUGAGUCAUUCGUCAAAGGAAAGUCUGUGUCCAAGGUUAUCUUCUCCCUGCUUUUCUAGCGAGUGCUUCUACAUGGAAUCUUCUAAAUGUGAGUUUUGUUUUGAGGCAGUUGUAUAUACUCUUACAUCAGCCCUUUUAGGACAUGAUCAAGGAGUGCCCCAAGCAGGAAGAAUCAGGACAGACUGCCUUGUUGCAAGUUUGCCCAGGCUUUACUUCUGUUUAUAAAUAUGGAGCUUAUUGAGAAUACAGAAAAUCUUUCCAACACCAGGUAUACAAAGUGUUGUCUGGGUAAGAUAAUUGACGUAAAGGUGACAGACACAGGGUCACUUGGCAAAUAAUCAGGAUGGGAACAGCAUGAGAAGUCCUAAUCAGCGGUGCCAUUUGUCCCUUCCACUUCUAACCCUGUACCCCCAAGUGUUACUCAGCAGUCCUGGUGGCUCUAGAAACUCUGAGUCAUGUUCGGCUCAGUUAUCUGCUCAUUCAAGCAUCUCCAUAGAUCUCACAGAGGCCUGCUCCACCCUUGGCCUGGGUGUGUACACCUGCUGGUUAACUAUGGUCACUGAUAGGUUCCAGAGGGGUGAGGGCACUUCUGACCAAGCACCUUCUCUAUGCUACUUUGGCCUGGCCAAUGCUGACCCGUCAGUGAUAAACUGUCUGCACACCUUGUCCCGGCGCAUUGCUACCGUCCUGCAACAUGAGGAGCGCCGCUGCCAGUACCUCACACGGGAGGCCAAGCUGAUCUUAGCACUUCAGGAUGAGGUGUCUGCUAUGGCCGAUGCAAAUGAAGGUCCUCAGUCCCCAUUCCACCACAUCCUGCCCAAGUGCAAGCUGGCUAGGGACCUCAAAGAAGCUUAUGACAGCCUGUGCACAUCUGGUGUAGUACGGCUUCACAUUAACAGCUGGCUAGAAGUGAGCUUCUGUCUUCCCCACAAGAUCCACUAUGCAGCUUCAAGUCUGAUCCCUCCUGAGGCUAUUGAACGGAGCCUGAAAGCCAUCCGCCCCUACCAUGCUUUGCUACUGCUCAGUGACGAGAAGUCUCUAUUGAGUGAGCUUCCCAUUGACUGCUCCCCGGCUCUGGUGCGGGUGAUCAAGACCACGUCUGCUGUGAAGAACCUACAGCAGCUAGCCCAGGAUGCUGAUCUGGCCUUGCUGCAGGUCUUCCAGCUUGCAGCUCACCUGGUGUACUGGGGCAAGGCCGUCAUCAUCUAUCCACUGUGUGAGAACAACGUCUAUGUCCUGUCUCCCAAUGCCAGUGUGUGUCUGUACUCUCCACUAGCUGAGCAGUUCUCCCGCCAGUUCCCGUCUCAUGACCUGCCAUCUGUCCUGGCCAAGUUUUCCUUGCCCGUUUCUUUAUCGGAGUUCAGGAGCCCCCUGGCCCCCCCUGCACAGGAGACCCAGCUCAUCCAGAUGGUGGUGUGGAUGCUGCAGCGCCGGCUGCUCAUCCAGCUGCAUACCUAUGUUUGCCUAAUGGCAUCACCCAGUGAGGAGGAGCCCCGACCUCGAGAGGAUGACGUCCCCUUCACAGCCCGAGUUGGUGGCCGCAGCCUCAGCACACCCAAUGCUCUAAGCUUUGGCUCCCCAACCAGCAGUGACGACAUGACCCUCACCAGCCCCAGUAUGGACAACUCCAGUGCAGAGCUGCUCCCCAGUGGGGACUCACCACUGAACAAACGGAUGACAGAGAACCUGCUGGCCAGCCUCUCAGAGCAUGAGCGGGCUGCUAUCCUCAAUGUGCCCGCAGCCCAAAACCCUGAGGACCUCCGUAUGUUUGCCAGGCUCCUUCACUACUUCCGUGGCCGCCACCAUCUGGAGGAGAUCAUGUACAAUGAGAACACACGGCGUUCCCAGCUGCUCAUGCUCUUUGACAAAUUCCGCAGCGUGCUGGUGGUGACCACCCAUGAGGACCCCGUUAUUGCUGUCUUCCAGGCACUGCUCACAUGAGCCCAGGUGGCAUGCUGAGUGUGUGGAUGGAAACAACCUCCCCUCUGCUGCAGAGUUCCUGACUGGCCUUAGGGGGAUAGGCAACCCUAGCCUGGCAGAACUGCUCCCUGUGUCGGUCGUCAGUCUGGUCAGAAGCAGCUAUGGGGCAACCAUUGUUGGGCUUUGUCUUUUCCCUGAAAUUCUAGCCCAGACCUCAUAUUUACUGUUAGCUAAGGAUGACCUUGAACUCCUGAUCUUACUGCCUGUCCUCCAAGUGCUAUGACUACAGAUGUGUGCCAUCCAUGUCACUUUUAAAAAAUAUAUUUAUUUAUUUUUA